AUGGCUCAAACGAAAUCUUCAUUCCCUCUACUUGUGCCGUCGUCGCCAGUCGCCGGUCUUCCGCGUAGAGUGCAGUUGUGUGGAAACGGCGGAGCUUCGGUACGCCGUUUCAUGAGGUGCAUAACCAAGACCACCGUCGACUCUGAGGUAGACAGCUGGCCGACCAUUAAGUCCACCAUCAAGCCGGCCUCGAUCUUUGGGACAUCAAAUCCGACCCAAAAAUCUCCGUAUACCUCUCCAGCAUCGGGGAGUGUCCCAAGGUCGCACCCGUCCAGGCAGGAUGACAUUGUGGGCUCGAGAUCCAGGGAAGUGUGGCACAUUCCGGACUUCUCGUUUGCUGAACAUCGAAACGUCCACAUCUCGGCCUCGGCGUCUGACGAGUCGGAGUCUGCCACUUUGAACGUCAAUGACGAUCCUCUGCUUGGAAUGUCCUGGGGCUUCAAUGCUUUUUUCCCUCUUGCGUCUCCUCUGGGUCAUGCUGGGAGCUUGAGCCCGAGCUCGAAGAUUCCGGGACACGGUGCACGGCUGUUCGCAAUCGGUACGAUGUCUGGCAUUGUCAUGCUCUGGGACAUGCGGGCCAGUCUCUCUCCCAGUCCCGAAGUGCCCAGCACCGUCUCACCUCGGAGGGUUACCUACACCGAAUCUCCCCAGAUUGCAUCCCUUGCGUCUUCGACGAAAUCGACGCCAUCGCCUCCCGAGGGACGAGUGGCAGCGAUCUCACGUGACCAGAAAGAGCAGGCCGGAGUGAUACUCUGGAUUGAGAUGUUGCCAACACCAUCGUCCUUCGACCGACCGCCUCGGAUCUUGGCAGAUGCACACGACACAUCCAGAAACGCUGCAGGCCCUGGUAGCCCUAGACCUGGCGCCGCCAGCAGUCUGUGCUCUGAGACAGGGAGCGCUUGA
Molecule: messenger RNA, 903 nt
Organism: Fonsecaea erecta
Lineage: Eukaryota; Fungi; Ascomycota; Eurotiomycetes; Chaetothyriales; Herpotrichiellaceae
Exons: 1
Coding region: 1-903 (300 amino acids)
Source: RefSeq, a predicted model, not a curated record